CUCCCUAUUCACAUCAUUUUCGUUAACUUCUUUAAUUCAUAACGAAGGAUCUCCUGAAUCUUUGUGACGACGUCUGCGAAAAUGUUUCUAUAAUUAAUUUACUAAAUCUUGUGCCUUUGGAGUUUCAACUGCCAGUUUCAAGCCUCAUAAAUAUGAAAAUAUACGAAUCAAUCGUGUUAAUAGCGUGGAUUGCUGACAGUUGCUACGCAGCCAACCUCAUCUACACAUCGAAAGGUGUGAUUGACCCGAACCCAUAUGCUGUUCACUCUCGUCGGAAACGUUCUAGCAAUUUUACAAGGAGUGAGGAACAAGCUAUAUUGGACAAACACAAUGAGCUGAGAUCCGGCGUGAGUCCCGAAGCCUCAAAUAUGAACUUCAUGGUCUGGGAUGAAGGUCUGGCGAUGUUAGCGAAAGAGUGGUCAGAAGAGUGCAUUUGGGAUCAUGGAUUUCCUAAGUCAAACCUAACGUCGUGGACAAGUUAUGGACAAAAUCUGUGGCUAGGAACCGGUUCGGCAGAUAAUAAACCUAACGGCGUCGGCGCUACGCAAGCCUGGUACAACGAAGUCAGCAAGUACACCUAUGAUACCAGGGCUUGUACGGGUGUGUGUGGGCACUACACACAGGUUGUGUGGGCAGAUUCAUAUGCGGUGGGAUGUGGUUUAGCGUUUUGUGAAACUACCAAUGACGGUCAUAAAAACUCCUGGAUAAUAACGUGCAAUUAUGGACCCCCUGGGAAUUACAACAGACAUCCAUACCUUAGCGGACCAAACUGUACUCAGUGUUCCUCUGGUUCCGGGCAGUGCUAUAACAACUUAUGCCGUUUGUGCGAAGAUCACAAUGAAGAGUGUAUUUGCAACCAGCAAUGUCGAAAUUGUGGAACUUUGAAUACUACGUCAUGUCGCUGUGACUGCCAGCCAGGUUUCAUAUUGGACGAUUGUUCAGCUGAAUGCGAAGACAGAAGUAGCUAUUGUAAUGCUGGCUGGUAUCGUGGGCAGUGUAGUGGAUACAGUUACGUUCGGGAAGGAUGCCCACUCAUGUGCGACGAAUGCUCACCUGCGCCCGCCGACUUCGAAUGUGAUGAUGUUGUUAAAGACCCAACAACAACACUUGGAGAUAACAAUGUUGAAGGAAAUAACCCAACAACACCACCUGCAGAUAACAUUGUUGAAGGAAAUAACCCAACAACACCACCUGGAGGAGGGAACCAGUGUACAGAGAAGGAAUGCCAAAAUGACGGGACAUUUGACACCAGUACAUGCAAAUGCGCAUGCCCGAGUGGAUACCAAGGGGCUACCUGUGAAGAAAGUAAAGAACAAGUGAGGAACGGUGUAGAAAUCACCAUGUCCACCUCCAUUACUGCGUGGGAACGUAUAGUAUCAUCGUUACUCCAGUCUGUAGCAAGUAUCGUUAACAAAUUUUGCAACAGUGCCGCCGAGUAUGGUCGUUGCUGCCCAAACAGUGGAAACAGAUUGAGAGAGGGUGAUCUCAACUACGUCGGCACAGAUGAUAUUUUUACUGGGGAUGGAUAUCCAAAAAGUAUUGAUUCGUCGACGUGCGUCACUUUGAUUUUCGUUCGACCGCAAAGAAAUAACGCACUCUGUGAAGCAGGAACGGCCAAACGCAAGCGACGUGAUAUCAACCAAUUGAUACAACAUCGAAUGAAGAGGGAUACCCAAGUGUACCUUGAUCAGGAGGCCCUCUACACUGCUAUUGUAAAUAACAAGGAAGAUAUUCAAACAGCAACCGGAGUCCAAAUUGCCGGAGUAAAGAGGGGCGAGGUAUUAGUCGAAGAACAAGAAGACAAAGAUGGUGGAGGAAUGUCCGAUGGGGCCAUAGCUGGAAUAAUCAUUGGGGUUAUUGCUGUCACUGCUUUAGUUUUGGCUGUAGCUUUCUUUGUUUAUAGAGAGAAACAGAAAGGGAAAGUUCAAGAUGUAUCAAAUGUCAAACUGACAGAGGCAAACUAAAAGACGUUGAAUUAUCAAUGGUGUGUUUGGUUACAAAUAAUGACAACUACAGUAGAUAACUGUACUAAUACAUGUUGGUAAAGAAAUUACAACUUUAUAUAAUAGGCCUAUAACUUACGUUAAUUCUACUUGCAAUUUGUUCAAUACAUAUUUCAUUGCAUUUUAAUCAAAAUUUUUAUGCAUAUAUUGUAUAACUUAGGCCUACAUUGAUAAGUACAACUAAAUAUCAGAUGAAUAAUUUAUCAUUAGUAUUGUAAUGAUAUCAUAGGCCGCAUUCUGCCUGGUCGUUCCUCGUUAAACCACGCCUGCCGUGCACUAGGCCCCAUAAAAAGUCAUAAGAAUCGAAUCAACAUAUUUUCAAGAAAUUCUGAGCUUUUCAAGUGAAAAAAGGUGGAAAAACGACCGUUUGAAAUUAAAAUAUAGGCCUAUAUUGUUUGAAAAAAAAAAUCAGAGUUUCCCCAAAAGUGAUGAGGGAGGGGUGAUAAACUAUAAUUAUUUAUAUGGGGCCUUAACGAAGACAGACGAAUCAAAAACUGGUAAAUACUCGACAAACGACCGCUAUACACGCUAGCGUAAUGAAGGUUGCUUCGGCUUGUGGCAGUGUGGGUUUUUCGUUAAAAAAAAUGUUCAUGCAGUUUUAUAUUCUGUUAGUCUACAAUAAUUUUUUGACUUUAUGUGGGUAAAUAUUAUAAUUAUUAAUUUAAAAAAUGUAUCUAAAUUAUAUUAAUGCAAACGUUGUUGCUAAACUGACCAAUCGCCAUGUUGAUUUUGGUCACGUGGAUAACUUAUUACAAAUUAACGCACUCUGGUUUACGUUAAUUUUACCACUUUACGAAUCAGUCAAAUGAAAAUAAUACUAAUAUCGAUGUCAACGAAACGAACCCAGUGACUAGGCUGGUAGUCAGAAGGUUACGUUUGGCGUUUGUCUUGAAGAUGUCAAAUUAUAGCAUUUGGUAGAUGGACCAUCCCCUUAAUAGAUAAACAACACAAAAACAUGUUUUUAGUUCUUGUCUUUCAAAACGAAUCAGUUUUUAGUGUAAGAAAGACCUUUUCCGGAAUGGCAAUCAAAUUUAAUAACUUUCCAAUCACAGCAGGACUAAGGACACUCGCUUGCCCCACAAAAACACAUGAUGUCACAUGUGUUUUUGUGCGUCAUUUACUUUGUAGUUACGUGGGACUUUAAGUACCAAUAGCCAAGGCGGAUAGGUCCGUUGAGUCCACAUUGAAUUGUGUCCUGAGUCUUGCUGCUUGCCGAGGCUGCUAGUCUAGAUAAUGACUAAUAAUGGAACUUGUCUAAGUUUAUGGUAUACAUUUUGUAAUUAUCUAUUAUUGUUUGUAUAGGUAUGACGAUUCAUUUUCAAUUCUUGCCGUACAUUUUUUUAAUAUAAGGUGUAACAACAUAUUAAGUACUGGCUUCUAGAAACAUUUAUUCAACCAAUAGAUUACACUGAAAAGAAAACAUAACAUAUUCUAAAUCAUAACCACCCAGAUCUAACAAAAGAAACCUAAAUUUGACGUACACUAGAUGUCUUAAAUAAAUAUAUUUAAAAUUGAUGAGGGCAAUAAACAACAAAAUCUUGUAUUUUAUAAAGGUUGUAAUAAUUUCAUAAAUUAAGGUUCAAAUGGAAUGUAUAUAAAGGUAUAAUGCGCAUGCGUAUACAAGUGUAUAAUGCGCACAUGCUUCUUUAGCUGAAGGAUAUACUGUCACAUAAAUAUAACAAAAUUUCGAAAAAUCGUAUUUCCAAUUUUAAAAAGUUAUUUUUAUAAACUUUCAAAUGAAAAUUAAAAUUUGUUUCGCCAAUAACAGACUGGUAAAUAACUUCCUAUAGCCUUGGUUUUAAAUUUUAAAUUAGUAAAACGUCUGUAAUUCAUAGAAAACAGUUUUUUUCUUCAAUCUGCAAUUUAUUGAAAGUUUGUAACAUAUAUUGACUCCUUUUUAUGAGCAAUAUAAAGAUAUAUUUACAAUUUCGAGGAUUUGGAUUUUGUGUGGUAGUAUAAUAUAUUUAAUGAGUUAUUUGUAUUUAUUGGUUAGUCGGUUGAGCAAAUCAUUUUGCAGUGUUGUAAAUAUAAGAGUAUUAGUAUUUUUAAAGAUGCACUACGGAAAUAAAACCAUUUGUUAUAAUAUUUAAAAUA
Molecule: messenger RNA, 4097 nt
Organism: Anneissia japonica
Lineage: Eukaryota; Metazoa; Echinodermata; Crinoidea; Comatulida; Comatulidae
Exons: 19
Coding region: 153-1964 (603 amino acids)
Cellular component (GO): extracellular region
Source: RefSeq, a predicted model, not a curated record